AUGUGUGACGUCGUGUUAGGAUCUCAAUGGGGUGAUGAAGGUAAAGGUAAAUUAGUCGAUUUAUUGUGUGAUGAUAUCGAUGUUUGUGCCAGAUGUCAAGGUGGUAACAAUGCAGGUCACACUAUCGUAGUUGGUAAAGUCAAGUAUGACUUCCAUAUGUUACCUUCUGGUUUAGUCAAUCCUAAAUGUCAGAACUUGGUUGGAUCUGGGGUUGUUAUUCAUGUUCCCUCCUUCUUUGCCGAGUUAGAAAACUUGGAAGCAAAAGGUUUGGAUUGUCGUGAUAGAUUGUUUGUUUCAUCUAGAGCUCAUUUGGUCUUUGAUUUCCAUCAGCGUACUGAUAAAUUGAAAGAGGCUGAAUUAUCAACAAAUAAAAAGUCAAUAGGUACUACUGGUAAAGGUAUUGGUCCAACCUACUCAACAAAGGCAAGUAGAUCAGGUAUCAGAGUCCACCAUUUAGUCAACCCUGACCCAGAAGCUUGGGAGGAUUUUAAGACUAGAUACAUGAGAUUAGUUGAGAGCAGACAAAAAAGAUACGGGGAAUUUGAAUACGAUCCUAAAGAAGAAUUGGCAAGAUUUGAAAAAUACCGUGAGGCUUUGAGACCGUUCGUAGUCGACUCAGUCAACUUCAUGCACGAAGCCAUUGCUGCCAAUAAAAAGAUCUUGGUUGAAGGUGCCAACGCAUUAAUGUUGGAUAUUGAUUUCGGUACUUAUCCAUAUGUCACCUCUUCAUCGACAGGUAUUGGUGGUGUUUUGACCGGGUUAGGUAUUCCUCCAAGAACAAUUAGAAAUGUUUAUGGUGUUGUCAAAGCGUACACCACCAGAGUUGGCGAAGGUCCCUUUCCAACAGAACAAUUGAACAAAGUAGGUGAAACAUUGCAAGAUGUUGGUGCAGAAUAUGGUGUUACUACUGGAAGAAAAAGAAGAUGUGGUUGGUUGGACUUGGUUGUGUUGAAAUACUCCAAUCUGAUCAAUGGAUACACUUCUUUGAACAUCACUAAAUUGGAUGUUUUGGAUAAGUUCAAGGAAAUUGAAGUUGGUGUUGCUUACAAAUUGAAUGGAAAGGAAUUGCCUAGUUUUCCUGAAGAUUUGAUCGAUUUGGCUAAAGUCGAGGUUGUGUACAAGAAAUUCCCAGGUUGGGAGCAAGAUAUCACAGGCAUCAAAAAGUAUGAUGACUUACCAGAAAAUGCUAAGAACUAUCUUAAAUUCAUUGAGGAUUAUUUGCAAGUUCCAAUCCAAUGGGUCGGGACCGGUCCAGCUAGAGAUUCCAUGUUAGAGAAGAAGAUUUAG
Messenger RNA from Candida dubliniensis CD36, 1287 nucleotides. It is a transcript of the gene ADE12, whose product is annotated as adenylosuccinate synthase. Gene Ontology annotation, cellular component: cytoplasm. NCBI's taxonomy places the organism in Eukaryota, Fungi, Ascomycota, Pichiomycetes, Serinales, Debaryomycetaceae. The coding region runs from base 1 to 1287 and encodes 428 amino acids. Gene Ontology annotation, biological process: 'de novo' AMP biosynthetic process; IMP metabolic process. The transcript has a single exon. Gene Ontology annotation, molecular function: adenylosuccinate synthase activity; GTP binding. The record is from RefSeq and is a predicted model, not a curated record.